This is a messenger RNA of Pundamilia nyererei, 1414 nucleotides long. It is a transcript of the gene styxl1, whose product is annotated as serine/threonine/tyrosine interacting-like 1. Gene Ontology annotation, cellular component: mitochondrion. Gene Ontology annotation, molecular function: protein phosphatase binding; pseudophosphatase activity; protein phosphatase inhibitor activity. The record is from RefSeq and is a predicted model, not a curated record. Lineage: Eukaryota; Metazoa; Chordata; Actinopteri; Cichliformes; Cichlidae. Gene Ontology annotation, biological process: negative regulation of cytoplasmic stress granule assembly; positive regulation of intrinsic apoptotic signaling pathway; protein dephosphorylation. Bases 23 to 1099 code for a protein of 358 amino acids. The transcript has 8 exons.
UCUACAUCAUCGCCAACGCCCAAUGACCGAUAACGCUGAGUUGCUUAGCAACAGAACCCAUACAAAAAAAGCGGAAGCGGACGUGGACGCGCUACUUGUAUCUGCGUUUACCUGGCAAGUCAAGCUUUUCGGAUCGCUUGCCGACAGUAGUUUUCCAGUUCAGUGUUUUCUUGUUACAGCUGUCCGUGUGAUGGCUAAAAUCGUGAUGUGUGAGACGCUUGACCUCUACAAUAUCCUCAAUCAGUGCCGACGUGUGCCCAGACUCGCAGAGAUCAACUACCUGUGUUUGAUUGAUGCUAAUGAAGUCAAAGAUUACUACAGGAGUCACAUCAUAACUGCUAAAAAUGCUAAAAUGGACUCAGAGGGGACAUUCCUUCUUCCAGAGUUUGUGGAGGUUGAAAGUAUGCAGCAUGUGGUGGUCUACGACAACAACACAAGCUCUUUACAGGAGCAAGGCAGAGCAACUUCAUGUGCCCAAGUGUUUGCUAAGGCUAGCCUCAAUCCAGUCAAGAUAUUGAGAGGAGGCUUUCAGAGAUUCUCAGCUCAAUACCCUUUUUUGAGGACUGAGAAAAUCCUGAACACCAUCAUGGAGCUGGAAAGCCUUAAGAUUUACCCAGUGGAGAUCUUAGCAGGACUGCUGUACAUGGGUGAUGAGAAGCAAUCCAUGGACUUCACUCUUAUCAAAGACCUGAAAAUUGGUGCUAUCGUCAGCAUCUCAGAGAGUGACACUCUCGAGUUCAUGAAGGAGAUCCAUACCUUGCUUAUCACCCCUGUGGCUGACUCAGUACGGUCUGAUUUAUAUUCAAGCUUUGAAAGGAUCUGCAAUUUUGUUAGUUCCCACAUCAACAUGGGCUCUCGUGUCCUGAUAGUUUCCAAGCAAGGCAGAAGCCGCGCCAGCGCAGUGGCCAUUGCAUUUCUCAUCCAUUACCUCAAAUACACACUAAAGGAGGCCUGGACGCAUAUGCUCAAAUGUAAACCCAUCAUGAGGCCAAAUACUGGUUUUCUGCAGCAGUUGUCCAACUGGGAGCUUCACACUUUGGGAACAACAACGACUGAUUUUGUCUCAAUCACAUUUUUAACAAAAGAAGAAUUUUUUUAGUCAUCUGAACUCUGGAUUCUGUAUAUGUGGCCCAUGUAACAUUUAAAAUAUCUGAUAUACCUACAUUGACUGCAUGCAAGUCUGUAACUUCACAGAACCUUGGUUUUUAAUCCAUCCAUUCUUUUCCGCUUAUCUGCGGGGAAGUCGUGGGUGCAGCAGACUAAGCAGAGAGGCCCAGACCUCCCUCUCCUUGGCCAGCUUGUCUAGGGGAACACAAAAGCGUUCCUAGGGCAACCAAGAGGUAUAAUUUCUCCCGCAUGUCAUGGGUCUGCCCCAGGGCCUCCUCCUGGUGGGACAUGCCCAGAACACCUCACC